AUGGAUGAGGAAAACAUGACGAAAAGCGAAGAGCAACCUCUGAGUUUGCAAAAAGCCUUACAGCAGUGCGAGUUGGUCCAAAACAUGAUAGAUUUGAGCAUCUCCAACCUGGAAGGGCUUAGGACCAAAUGUGCUACCUCCAACGACCUCACACAGAAAGAAAUCCGGACCCUGGAGAGCAAGCUGGUCAAGUACUUCAGCCGGCAGCUGUCCUGCAAGAAGAAGGUCGCCCUGCAGGAGCGCAACGCCGAGCUGGACGGCUUCCCCCAGCUGCGACACUGGUUCCGCAUCGUGGACGUGCGCAAGGAGGUCCUGGAGGAGAUCUCUCCCGGCCAGCUGAGCCUGGAGGACCUGCUGGAAAUGACAGAUGAGCAGGUGUGUGAGACCGUGGAGAAAUACGGAGUCAACCGCGAGGAGUGCGCCCGCCUCAAUGCCUCGCUCUCCUGCCUCCGCCAUGUGCACCUGUCAGGAGGCAACCUUUCCAAACAAGACUGGACCAUCCAGUGGCCCACCACGGAGACAGGGAAGGAAAACAAUCCUGUGUGUACUCCAGAGCCCACUCCGUGGAUUCGCACCCAUCUUUCCCAGAGCCCCAGGGUCCCAUCCAAGUGCGUCCAGCACUACUGUCACACCAGCCCCACACCUGGGGCCCCCGUCUACACCCAUGUGGACAGGCUCACUGUGGAUGCCUACCCAGGCCUCUGCCCGCCACCGCCAUUGGAGUCAGGCCACCGUUCCCUACCACCAUCACCACGACAGCGGCACACAGUCCGUACUCCACCUCGCACCCCCAAUAUCGUCACCACCGUGACCCCACCUGGCACGCCACCCAUGAGGCGGAAGAACAAGCUGAAGCCACCAGGAACACCGCCACCCUCCUCCCGGAAGCUGAUCCACUUGAUCCCAGGGUUCACGGCCCUGCACCGGAGCAAAUCCCACGAGUUCCAGCUGGGUAACCGCGUGGAUGAGGCCCACACACCCAGAGCCAAGAAGAAGAGCAAACCUUUGAACCUGAAGAUCCACAGCAGCGUGGGCAGCUGCGAGAACAUCCCCUCCCAGCAGCGCUCCCCGCUCCUGUCCGAGCGCUCGCUGCGCUCCUUCUUCGUGGGACAUGCGCCGUUCCUGCCCUCCACCCCUCCCGUCCAUACCGAGGCCAACUUCUCCGCAAACACGCUGUCCGUGCCACGCUGGUCCCCACAGAUCCCUCGCCGAGACCUUGGCAACUCCAUCAAGCACAGGUUCUCCACCAAGUACUGGAUGUCUCAGACAUGCACAGUCUGUGGCAAAGGGAUGCUUUUUGGCCUCAAGUGUAAAAACUGCAAGUUAAAGUGCCACAAUAAAUGCACCAAAGAAGCCCCUCCCUGUCACCUCCUGAUCAUUCACCGAGGGGAUCCAGCAAGGUUAGUCCGAACAGAGUCAGUCCCAUGUGACAUCAACAACCCUCUGAGGAAGCCACCCCGGUAUUCAGACCUGCACAUCAGCCAGACGCUCCCCAAAACCAACAAAAUCAACAAGGACCACAUCCCUGUCCCCUACCAGCCGGAUUCCAGCAGCAACCCCUCUUCCACGACGUCCUCCACGCCCUCCUCGCCGGCACCUCCCCUCCCUCCCAGUGCCACGCCGCCUUCUCCCCUGCACCCCUCCCCACAGUGCACGAGGCAGCAGAAGAACUUCAACCUGCCAGCAUCCCACUACUACAAAUUCAAGCAGCAGUUCAUCUUCCCAGAUGUGGUGCCAGUGCCAGAGACGCCAACCCGGGCACCCCAGGUCAUCCUGCAUCCGGUGACCUCCAAUCCAAUCUUGGAAGGAAAUCCAUUACUUCAAAUUGAAGUGGAGCCAACUUCAGAGAAUGAAGAGGGCCAUGACGAAGCCGAGGAGUCAGAGGAUGACUUCGAGGAGAUGAACCUGUCUCUCCUCUCCGCCCGGAGCUUCCCGCGCAAGGCCAGCCAGACCAGCAUAUUCCUACAGGAGUGGGACAUUCCCUUUGAGCAGCUGGAGAUCGGCGAGCUCAUCGGAAAAGGCCGCUUCGGGCAGGUGUACCACGGCCGUUGGCAUGGCGAGGUGGCCAUUCGGCUGAUCGACAUAGAGAGGGACAACGAAGACCAGCUCAAGGCCUUCAAACGGGAGGUGAUGGCCUACAGGCAGACACGGCACGAGAACGUAGUGUUGUUCAUGGGCGCCUGCAUGAGCCCGCCACACCUGGCAAUCAUCACCAGCCUCUGUAAGGGAAGGACACUCUAUUCCGUGGUGAGGGAUGCCAAGAUCGUCUUGGAUGUCAACAAAACCAGACAAAUUGCCCAAGAAAUUGUGAAGGGUAUGGGCUAUCUUCACGCCAAGGGAAUCCUUCACAAGGACCUCAAAUCAAAGAAUGUCUUCUAUGACAAUGGCAAAGUUGUCAUCACUGACUUUGGGCUCUUCAGCAUUUCCGGGGUGCUGCAGGCUGGCAGACGGGAGGACAAACUGCGCAUCCAGAAUGGCUGGCUGUGCCACCUGGCACCGGAGAUCAUCCGCCAACUGUCCCCAGACACUGAGGAAGACAAGCUUCCCUUCUCCAAGCACUCAGACGUCUUUGCACUUGGUACAAUCUGGUAUGAGCUCCACGCCAGGGAGUGGCCUUUCAAAACUCAACCAGCAGAGGCAAUAAUCUGGCAAAUGGGUACAGGCAUGAAGCCCAACCUCAGCCAAAUCGGCAUGGGAAAAGAAAUCUCGGACAUCCUUCUCUUCUGCUGGGCCUUUGAACAGGAAGAGAGACCCAGCUUCACCAAGCUCAUGGACAUGCUGGAGAAGCUGCCGAAGCGAAACCGCCGCCUGUCUCACCCCGGGCACUUCUGGAAGUCUGCAGAGUAG
Messenger RNA from Ochotona curzoniae (black-lipped pika), 2847 nucleotides. It is a transcript of the gene KSR2, whose product is annotated as kinase suppressor of ras 2. Lineage: Eukaryota; Metazoa; Chordata; Mammalia; Lagomorpha; Ochotonidae. Gene Ontology annotation, molecular function: ATP binding; protein kinase activity. The transcript is spliced from 19 exons. The coding region runs from base 1 to 2847 and encodes 948 amino acids. The record is from RefSeq and is a predicted model, not a curated record. Gene Ontology annotation, biological process: protein phosphorylation.